This is a messenger RNA of Egretta garzetta (little egret), 1182 nucleotides long. RefSeq names its product oxidative stress responsive serine rich 1 (gene OSER1). The transcript is spliced from 4 exons. NCBI's taxonomy places the organism in Eukaryota, Metazoa, Chordata, Aves, Pelecaniformes, Ardeidae. The record is from RefSeq and is a predicted model, not a curated record. The coding region runs from base 176 to 1060 and encodes 294 amino acids. Gene Ontology annotation, biological process: cellular response to hydrogen peroxide.
CCUCACAGCAAAGAAGUGUUUCCUUCUGCUCAGACAGUACCUCCUGUGUUUCCGUGCAUGCCCGUGGCCUCCAGUCCUGUCACUGGGCACCACUGAGAAGAGUCUGGCUCUGUCCUCUUCGUACCCACCCUUCAGCAGUACAUGGUAACUCUGUCACCUUCUGGCCAUCCCAAUAAUGAAAACAGAAGCUAAGGAUGGAGAAGAGGAAAGCCUGCAGACAGCAUUCAAGAAACUAAGAGUUGACACAGCUGGAUCUACUGCUUCUCUCUCUGUGGGUGAAGGGACAAGUCCAAGAGCACUAGUUAGAACAGUGGCAGAUGAAGCCAAACCUAAGAAUGUGUGUACUUCUAAGGAAGCCUGGCAUGGGUCGAUGAAAAAGCCUUCAAGAGGAGCUGUGAGAACCCAGCGUCGCAGGCGUUCCAAGUCUCCAAUUCUUCAUCCUCCAAAGUUUGUCCAUUGCAGCACAAAAUCACAUUCUGCAUGCAGCCAGCUAGUGCACACGAGCAAGACUGAUGCCCAGGAUGACAGUGGUGGGUUUGGGAUGCCAGUCCCAAAGGAACCUUGUGCACACAAACGAUGCAGUAUUGCUCCUGAGGUUGGUCAGAAGGGAGCUGAUGUUGAGUCUUUGGGAGCUUCUGUUACACAGUCGGCAUCGGAGAACAGACAGGAGAACUCUCCAGCGGCCGUUUCUCUAGUAUCCAAAGCGAGCCUAGAGACUACGGAGCUUUCGGACUUUCAAUCGAUGUCCAAGCUGAACACGAAUAAGCCAUGUGCAUGUGCAGAUAAAGCCUGUCAGUGUAAACGAUGGCAAGAUAUGGAAGUAUACAAAUUCUCUGGCUUGCAGAACACUCUUCCGUUGGCACCUGAUAGAAGAACAGUUUCUGAGGAUCACUCCCAGUCCUUGCCAUCAAGAACUCCCUCAAGUUCUCCACGCUCUUGCUCUGAGCAAGCCAGGGCCUUUGUGGAUGACGUGACUAUUGAAGACCUUUCAGGAUACAUGGAAUAUUACUUGUAUAUUCCAAAGAAAAUGUCUCACAUGGCAGAAAUGAUGUACACCUGACAGCAAUGAGCACUAAAAACAGAAGGGUGGGUGGUUUAAGUCUGCCCUCUGUCACACUCAUGUGAGAUGCCAUCCACUCCCUGCUCACUGUGCUUGCAAUAAAAACACUUCUUUGCAUCUUA